UUGAAUAAAAAUUAACAUCCUGGGUCUCAGGUUCGUGUAUACGAGCGAAUGGGGACAUCUACUGGAUGUAGAGAAGCACUUCGUUUUCCUUCUACAAAACGAGUAAAAGCGAACGCCCCCUAGUAGGCGGGCCUCCAUAACAACAGUGACUAUUCCUCCGAUCAAACACGUCGACUCGACACGGCAAACUACCGGUGAUGCUGAUAACAACAGCCUUCGCUUAUGACAGAGGCUAUAUUGUCCGUUAACGCCAAAUAAACACAAGCCGUAUACCAAAAACAAACUGUUGGAAAGCUUGUGUUAAGAUAAAAUAAGUCGGAAGAUUGGAAUCCAUCAGAAAUCCUCAACGUCUUCUGCACACGCAUUGACGUAAUAACACGCAGUUAAACAAGCUGACGCGCGACUCUCUGUUCAACUGAUUAAAAUCCAGGACUAAAGCUUGAAGACAUGAAACCUAAAACAUGAAAACAUGGCUCUCAACAUUCUUCAGGCACGUAUGACGGUCGGUGAGAUGCAUGGGGAGUGGUGACAAAAGAUUACAAGGCACCUCAGCUCCACAUCCCGCCUUUUUGCCCUUUUUUAUUAUCCGGGAGUGACGUGCUGCCAAGAUGGAUGACUUUUGCUCUUCUCAAAACUACGGGUGACGUCAAGGACACUACGUCCAUGUUUUAUACAGUCUAUGAAUUGGACACCAUGAAAGGGGGGAAUUCAAGGUGUGCGUUCUCUCUGGGCUUUCUGGUGGGCACCUGUACCCUGUACGUCUUCUUGAGGCAGGUGUGGUUUGAGGAGAGCUUCAGCUGGCAGCGUGAUGGCAAGAACCUUACUCCACCAGGGCCAGAGCUAAACAACAACAAUCUUACCCAGAGAGUGGAUGGAUCUGCCCUGAUCAACCUUAAGCUGCCCCACCAGUCAGGAGAGGAUGGUCAUGUUGCAGAUGAGCUAUUUAGGAAUGUGCGUAUCUUGUGCUGGGUGAUGACAGGGCCCAGUAAUCUACAGUCAAAGGCUUGCCAUGUAAAGGCCACAUGGACUCGACACUGUAAUGUAGUGUUGUUCAUGAGCUCCGAAGAAGACCGAAGCUUUCCCACGGUGGGCCUCGGCACUGGAGAAGGCCGUGACCAGCUGUACUGGAAGACUAUUCGAGCCUUCCAUUACGUUCUGAAGAACCACGGUAAUGAUGCAGACUGGUUCCUCAAAGCCGACGAUGACACUUUUGUUGUUGUGGACAACUUGCGCUGGAUCUUGUCCAACUACACAGCAGAUCAGCCCAUCUACUUUGGCAAAAGAUUCAAGCCGUACGCCAAGCAGGGCUACAUGAGCGGCGGAGCGGGUUACGUGCUCAGUAAGGAGGCCCUGAGAAGAUUUGUGGAGGGUUUUAACACUAAAGUUUGCACUCAUACCACCCCAGUGGAGGACCUUGCUAUGGGUCAGUGUUUGGAGAAAAUGGGCGUGCUAGCAGGUGACUCCAGGGACACGAUGCUGCGAGAAACCUUCCAUCCCUUCAUUCCUGAACAUCAUCUUACGGGCAAGUUCUCCAAGACCUUCUGGUACUGGAACUACUGUUUCUAUCCUAUUGUAGAGGGUCCACAGUGCUGCUCCGAUUUAGCAGUGUCUUUUCACUACGUAGACCCUUUGCUAAUGUAUACUCUUGAGUACUACACAUAUCAUUUGAGAGCAUAUGGUUAUCGACAUCGGUAUCAGCCUCCGGAGCCUGCUGUUCUAGACCCACCCUCCCAAACUGUGAAGCCCACCGAAGUACCACAGACAACUGAGGAGCAUGUUUACAAAAAAUCAUCCAACGCAGUGAAGCUCAGAACUGAAGCAAGAAAGACUUUUCAGACUGAGAAACUUACAAAUGGAACACAGAAAGGAAACUCAAUGGACAGUAGCUUAACAUCAAGACAUCAGAGUCAAGAAUAGCUAGGGUCUUCAAUAUGAUCGUGUUUUGAUAUGUGAAUGAAAAUUAAAUUGAAUGUGGCAUUAUUAUGUGCAGUAGGACAACAGUCAAAUAUGGCACUGAAUGAAAUAAAUAGUGAACUUGUGUAGCAUUUUUAUUUAUUAAGACUGUGUACUAAGCAGAUAUAUUUAUACCUGAUACGGUUUGAUUAUUUGGUAAACUACAACUUACCUUACUACAGUAUGUGCUCUGCAGAUUUGUUGAUAAGGUCGCUGAUGCAGUGUAUUUAUUUUUUGGUCUGUUUUAAUAAAUUGCUUUGCUGCCUUGUUUUGGUGUGAGAAC
Triplophysa rosa is the source of this 2236-nucleotide messenger RNA. RefSeq names its product core 1 synthase, glycoprotein-N-acetylgalactosamine 3-beta-galactosyltransferase 1, like a (gene c1galt1la). The transcript is spliced from 4 exons. Gene Ontology annotation, cellular component: membrane. The record is from RefSeq and is a predicted model, not a curated record. Lineage: Eukaryota; Metazoa; Chordata; Actinopteri; Cypriniformes; Nemacheilidae. Gene Ontology annotation, molecular function: N-acetylgalactosaminide beta-1,3-galactosyltransferase activity. The coding region runs from base 613 to 1917 and encodes 434 amino acids.